AUGGUUCAGAAAGCUUUUGGUAGAUGUGAUCCCUCCACCUGUGCUAUCCUUUACAAACUCUACGUGAGACCCAUACUGGAGUUUGCUGGCCCUGUGUGGAGUCCUUCAUUGAGUAGAGACUCGGCAUUGUUGGAGAGCGUCCAGCGACGGGCAACUCGUUUGCCCUACGGCAUCUUACGUCCCAGUUAUGGUGAAAGACUGUCCAUCAUGAAUCUGUCCACGUUUGAUGACAGGAGGCUGCGUGGUGAUCUCAUCAUUACUUUUCGUGCUCUUCACAACUUUUUUGGAGUUGACCUCAGUGGUCUCUUCAAGUUGAACCUGGACGACCGUCUGCGAGGUCACGCUUUCAAGCUGAGGAAGGAAAGUUUCAAGACAUCCCAAAGACAGUUCUUCAUCACAAACCGCGUGUUUACCGUUUGGAACUCUUUACCUUCAUCGGUGGUGAACUCAGUUUCUGUGAACUCUUUUAAAAACAACUAUGACACCUGGUUUCGUCGCGACCGAUCAUUCCAAGUUUUUGUAACAGAGAAUGCUAAAAAAUUGGAAGAAUUGAAACAGAUAAUUGGACCGUCUUUCCCCAUAGAUAUUAUAAGCUCUAAGAUUGAUUUACCGGAGUUACAAGGAGAGAUAGAUGAAAUUUGUAAAAAAAAAUGUUUGGAAGCUAGUUCAAUGGUGAAAGGUCCAGUAACUGUAGAAGAUACGUGUCUCUGUUUCAAUGCUCUCAAAGGAUUACCUGGUCCAUAUAUUAAAUGGUUUUUAGGUAACUUAGGACCCGAAGGGUUAUUUCGACUUUUUGCAGGUUUUGACGACAAAACUGCACAAGCUAUAUGUACUUUUGCAUAUCAUUCAGGUAAUGCACUUGAAGAAGUUGUAUUAUUCAAAGGAAUUACUGAUGGUACGAUUGUAAAUCCAAGGGGGUCUAGAGAGUUUGGAUGGGAUCCUUGUUUUCAACCUGAAGGCUUUAACCAAACUUAUGCUGAAAUGCCAAAAGAAGAUAAAAAUAAAAUAUCUCACAGAUUUAAGGCUUUAGAUUUUCUUAGAAAUUAUUUCACUAAAGAAUCAAAUGUAAUUAAAAUCUGAAAUACAUGAAAUAUAAUUAGAGAAGUGUGAGUUUCUUCAAAUGAAAAAGCACAACAUUUUUUGAUGCUAUCCCUGAAAAAAUCAUCAUUGCAAAAUUAAGUUUUUGAAAGAAUUAAAUCUUUAGAAAUAGACAUGUCCUCAAUAUUUUUAUUGUAGUUAACUAUGAUAUUCUAGGUAUUUUAUCAUCAGAGUAGGUAUCAGAGGAAAA
Molecule: messenger RNA, 1288 nt
Organism: Harmonia axyridis
Lineage: Eukaryota; Metazoa; Arthropoda; Insecta; Coleoptera; Coccinellidae
Product: inosine triphosphate pyrophosphatase-like
Exons: 3
Coding region: 1-1080 (359 amino acids)
Biological process (GO): nucleoside triphosphate catabolic process
Cellular component (GO): cytoplasm
Molecular function (GO): nucleoside triphosphate diphosphatase activity
Source: RefSeq, a predicted model, not a curated record